Prunus armeniaca (apricot) is the source of this 390-nucleotide messenger RNA. The record is from the annotation of a GenBank genome assembly. Lineage: Eukaryota; Viridiplantae; Streptophyta; Magnoliopsida; Rosales; Rosaceae.
AUGGCUUGGAGAAACUUUUGUGGAGCUCUUGAGUAUGGACGUGUACCUCCAAUGGCGGGUGGGGGGAAAAUUAAGGGGUUUGGUGCGCCUCCUACCCCUCCCCUUACCCUCCAGGCAUGUGUAGUGUGGUCGUAUGUGAGAUGUCAUCGACCUUGUAGCGGUUUCCCACUGUCUGUUUGUUGGUGGGGUUGGACAGGACGAGUUCAUUAUUUUCCCAGCUCUAAACCACAGGCCAGCGUCGCUUUCUGUCUAAAGUGGGUUAAUUAUGUUUUGGUCAUUGGUUUAGCAUUUAAACAAUUUGGACCAGAAUUAGAGGAUCCUGUGUCUGAGAGCGGUAGCACUUACAAAACUAUCUAUUACCUGCGCAGUAGGGAGUUCCUUUGCAAUUAA